Elaeis guineensis (African oil palm) is the source of this 1342-nucleotide messenger RNA. Its product is annotated as abscisic acid receptor PYL8. The record is from RefSeq and is a predicted model, not a curated record. Gene Ontology annotation, biological process: abscisic acid-activated signaling pathway. Gene Ontology annotation, molecular function: signaling receptor activity; protein phosphatase inhibitor activity; abscisic acid binding. NCBI's taxonomy places the organism in Eukaryota, Viridiplantae, Streptophyta, Magnoliopsida, Arecales, Arecaceae. Gene Ontology annotation, cellular component: cytoplasm; nucleus.
GACGCAGGAGGAGGCGAGCGCAGGGACCAUCGAGAGAUUCCUCUCCGCCAUUAUUGCUGCUGUCUGUCCGAAUGAAUCCAUAAAAGACAAACAAACAAGAAGAGACGAGAGAAGAAUUUCGGCAGCCCAACGAGGAAAGAAAGCAGAGAAGCUUGGGUUCUCCUCUCCCUCAUCUUAAAGACCUCUUCGACGUCGGCCUUCAUCUUCCUGCUGCUCUUCUUCCUUUUUCUUGAUCAAAGGUGAGGUUUUUUUCGGAAGGGGGUGAAUGGUUGGGGAGAGAGGGAGGGGCGGAGAUCUGUCGGUGGCGGCGGGCGGGUGGUGGUCCGACGAGAUGAGUGGCCAUGGAUGCAGGCAGAUGGAGGCCGAGUUCGUGCGUCGGUACCACCGCCACCAGCCGAGAGAGAACCAGUGCAGCUCCACUCUCGUCAAGCACAUCAAGGCCCCCGUCCAUCUCGUGUGGUCACUAGUGAGGAGAUUUGAUCAGCCGCAGAAAUACAAACCCUUUGUGAGCAGAUGUGUGGUGCAGGGUGAUCUGGAGAUUGGGAGCGUUCGAGAAGUCAAUGUCAAGUCAGGGCUCCCGGCCACCACCAGCACCGAGCGUUUGGAACUCCUUGAUGACGACGAACACAUCCUUAGCAUCAAGAUUGUUGGAGGAGAUCAUAGACUCAGGAAUUACUCUUCUGUUAUAACAGUCCACCCUGAGGUAAUUGAUGGGAGACCAGGGACUCUGGUAAUCGAGUCGUUUGUGGUUGACGUGCCUGAUGGGAACACCAAGGAUGAGACGUGCUACUUUGUGGAGGCCUUGAUCAAGUGCAACCUCAAAUCUUUGGCCAAUGUGUCCGAGCGACUGGCAGAACGCCACGGAAGCGGUUGACUGAUUAUAAGUCGACUAGAGGUAGGUGGAGGAAAUGUACAUAGCUGCAGGCAUGGAUGCUUUGAGGCUGAUCCAGUACUUCUUUAACCCUUUAAAAUUGGAUGGUGGAGGGAUUCCUUAGUGUUUUACUGGCUCAAGAACCUCUACUUUCUCGACCUCUUUAUCUCCAUCAUCUGCCUAAACUGAAGGUUUGCAGUAGUAGGCCUCCCUGUUAUCACUGGCUUUCCUGUAUCAGGCUGUGGUGCUACGUGCAAUAUAAUGUAGCUGAAUUGGUCACUAUGUGCUUUUGGUAAAGGCCGUCUACACCAUGUCACAGAAGCUUAAAUAUGUUUCUGUAAAAACGGGGAAGAGGACGGUUUUCUUGCGUGUUAUUGUGCAUUAUGGAGGCAUGUGGAUGUAUGCACUAGACUAUAUUCUAUUCUAUUUUAUGAACAGAAGAAACCUUCAGGACAUGCUUUUGUUUUGUUA